UGCUGCUUAAGAUAAACAGAUUGAUUUGGAACACAUGGAAUAGACAAAUGAUAUCCAUUCAACCAAUAAAUAGGUAAUAAAUUGGAGAAUUUCACGCAUGUUGCCAAGAAAGCCAAAGACCCACUCACGACUACAUUGUCGCAAACCGGAAGUUAAAUUUGUGCUUCGUCAUUGGGCAUCCUGCAAGCAUUAACAAUGGCAACCUCAUCAGAAGAAGUCCUACUUAUAGUUCAUCAUGUACGUCACAAAAAAUCAGAGGGAGUUCUUUACAUGAUGGGAGAGAGAAUGGCCUGGAUGCUUAAAAGCAAGGACUCGUUUUCAGUCAGUCACAGCUAUGCUGAUAUCAAGAUGCAAAAGAUAUCUCCGGACACAAAGGAGAAAGUGCAACUUCAGAUCUCACUACAUGACGGUGGGGCCAAUACAUUCCAAUUCACAAACCCCAAGGGGCGUCCUGAGAGUGUGUCAGACAGAGAAGGUGUCAAAGAACUGCUGCAGCAGCUGCUACCAAAGUUUAGGCGAAAGAUAAAUAGUGAAUUGGAGGAGAAAAAUAGGAUGCUCCAGGAGGAUGCAGAAUUAUUCCAGCUCUAUAAAGACUUGGUUGUGAGCCAGGUUAUUUCUGCCGAGGAAUUCUGGGCAAAUAGAGUCAAAAACAUGAAUAAACCUACCUCAGAACCAACCCCAGUUGGAAACAAAGCACCAUCAAAUCCAGUGGCGAGUACCUCCAAACAGGAUGUUGGUGUCUCGGCAUCUUUUUUGGCGGAGGUGAAACCACAAAGCGAUGGCUGCAAUGGCUUGAAAUAUAACAUCACAACAGAUAUCAUUGAGUCUAUCUUCAAAACAUACCCUGCAGUCCAGAGCAAGUACCAAGAACAUGUGCCACAUAAUAUGUCAGAAUCUGCCUUCUGGACCAAGUUCUUCCAGUCGCAUUAUUUCCACAGGGACAGAAUCAACAUUCACACAACAGAACUCUUUGCUGAGUGUGCCAAGAAAGAUGAAGAAGAUAUACAGAGUGCAAUAGGAGAGUGUUCAGCCGACCCCUUGGUAGACCUUACGCAUAUGUCAGACUCGACCCUUGAUGAGGACUAUGGAACUAAGAAUAAUGACACAAUGGACAAAGUGAACAAAGAAUCUGCCAACUUGUCAAUCAUACGUCGUUUCAACCAUCACUCAACAAGGAUAUUGCAGACAGGAGAUACAAGGGCUCCUAAAACUAUAGAUCAGGGCGUCAAUGAGAUUGAUAAGUCAAAGGUCACAAGUGGAACUUCACUAGAGCCACCUAUGAAAAAGGCAAGAUUACAAGAGAAGAUUGAAUACACUGAUCUUGAAGCUUCUAACUCGAGCCAGGGAAUAACGCUAAAUCUGACGCACCAAGACCGUUAUCUACACGGCCCUACACCUGCUAAUAAUGCCACCUUUAUGACUUCUUAUGAAGUGGAGGAAGCAAUCUCAAAUUUUAAAAAUGAUGUGAGAAAUCUGUCACCAGCUUUUUCAAAGGUCCUCAGUUCUAAUGCGGCUGUAUCAGCAAUAACAGAUCUCUCACCAGGUGGCAUUCUAAUGCAAAACACCAGCAAACAGAAACUACAGGAUUUGGUGUCGGUUGAGCUACAACAGGAAGUGAAGAACCUAUACUCUGCUCUGUGUGAACUUCUACGUCACUUCUGGUCUUGUUUUCCAACUACAACUCCACUUUUAGAAGAAAAGGUUGUAAAGAUGCGGGGAACUUUAGAAAGAUUUCAACAUGCUAAACUACAGCCUCUGAAAGACAAAGUAGUCCAAUACCACUGCCCAGUAGAUUUAACUCUGCAUUUAGACGAAUUGUUAUCAACUGCUUAUACAAAGUUUGAAUCAUGGCAUGCCCGGAGGAAAAAGUAAAAUCUUGACCUGGUAGGCUAAGUCUGGAAUACGGUCUGAGAUAUGGUUGCAACGAGUGGUCACAAUAGGUGAAGUUAUAUGCCUUUUACUGAACACUGGCUUGAUUCAGUUAGGUGUAUUUUGAAAUAGAAUUUGGGAGCAUUUUAAUGCAUAUAAUGGUUUUCAGCAAGGAUUGGCUCUUGAGAUCGAACUUCGAUAUUUUCCAACAAUGAAAACGUUGAAAUGUCGUUAUUUUCUGAAAUUAUAACCGACAGUAAAUUCAAAACAGUCCAAAAGAUUUGGACCAAUAUCUCGAUCAUUUCUCGUGAGUUUUGGAAUUUUUCGUU
Owenia fusiformis is the source of this 2198-nucleotide messenger RNA. NCBI's taxonomy places the organism in Eukaryota, Metazoa, Annelida, Polychaeta, Sabellida, Oweniidae. The record is from the annotation of a GenBank genome assembly.